Messenger RNA from Rotaria sp. Silwood1, 789 nucleotides. The record is from the annotation of a GenBank genome assembly. NCBI's taxonomy places the organism in Eukaryota, Metazoa, Rotifera, Eurotatoria, Philodinida, Philodinidae.
AUGAGUUCAACUUCAUUUGGUAAAAAACAAUGUAUGUUGUGUAACAAAAUUGACGGUAUAUUGACUUGUGACGGAUGUCAACAAGCUUUCUGUGGUAAACAUGGCAUUGAACAUCGACAACAACUUAAUAUUGGAUUAGAAAAUAUAAUGCAAGAACAUGAUUUAAUUCAACAAGAUAUUGGAUUAUCAAUAGAUAAUGAUUUAUUAUUGAAAGAAAUUGAUAAAUGGGAACAAGAAUCUAUGAAAAAAAUUCAAUUAGCAGCUGAAAAAGUUCGAACUGAUCUAAAACAAAUUCUUGAAAGUUCAACUAAUCAAAUUUUAAAAACAUGUCGAAAUGUUGCAUCGAAACUUCUUUCUGCACGAGAAGCUGAAAUUUUUUCAGAAAUUGAUUUAAAACGAUGGACAGAACAAUUAAAUGAACUUAAAUCACAAAUAAAAUUAUUAUCCAUGAUUCAUAUUGUAGAAGAGAAUAAGUCUCCUGUUUAUCUCAUUGAGAUAAAACAAACUAACAAUGUGAAUACAUACAUAAAAAACAAAGAAUUAUUAUCAUUUAAAAGAAUUGAAGAAAGAUUUAUUGAAGGAAAUGGUUUAGCUAUAAUCGAAGAUGGUGGUCUUCGUAUCAAACAUAUUGAUAGUGAUCAUAAAUUUAUUUAUUUUCGUGGUCAAAAAUCUUAUACGAAUGGUUGUCAUACGUUACAAUUUAAAAUUGAACAUAGUACAGGUUCUUAUGAUACUUUUAUUGGUAUUUCUUCAUCUGAUAUUAAUUUACGACAGAUUAUGUAUCAUUAA